AUGCCUGUCGCAGAACCAACAGCAGCAGCCAUGGACGUUAGUACCAAGAUUGGCGAUCUUUUGAAGCAGAUCAACACUGCACCCACCAGCGAGGAAUGCGACCAGGCAGCUCGUGAGCUUGCGACGAUCGUAAAGGACGGUGGUCUGAUUUUGCUCAAACAUCAUGGGAUCCUUGACAAGUUGAAUAAGGCAGCACGCAACAAAAAGUCUGGCUUGGAAAGAGAAGGUGGUUUGAUUGGAUUCAAUGCUUUGGCCGAGAUCCUUGGCGAACUUGGUGUCCCAGUCCUCUUAUCGUACCUGGAUUUGUUCUUGGAGUUGUAUGCGGAUAAAGGCAGCGUUGUUCAAGAAGCAGCACAAAUGGCAGCCGAGACAUUGGUGAGCCAUGUGCGUCCUGAAGCUACUCAAGUCUUGUUGCCUCGCUUGUUUGAUGGUAUGGGUGCCAAUGGAUCCAAGAAAUGGCAAACCAAGUUGGGUGCUUUGAAGUUGCUUGACAAGUUUACGGGCCGUGCUGCUGAACAGAUUGGUGAAUGCCUUCCAGAAAUCAUUCCUAUGGUGUCCAAUUGUCUUGCUGAUACAAAGAACGAGGUGGCUGUUCAAGCACAAAAGACCAUGAUGACCGUAUGCUCCGUUGGUGGCAACCCUGAUAUCGCACGCCAUCUCAAGGAUCUUGUGUUGUGUAUGGGUGAUCCCACGCAUGUACCAAACACCAUCGAGAAACUUGCAUGCACCACCUUUGUCGCUGAAGUGAAUGGCCCUACGCUUGCUAUCAUGGUGCCAUUGCUUACUCGUGCAUUGAAUGAACGUUCCACUUUGUUGAUCCGCCAAACGCUCAUCAUUAUCGACAACUUGUGUAAGCUCGUUCGUGACCCACGCACUGCUGCUCAAUUCUUGCCUCAACUCUAUCCUGGUGUCGAUCAUCAAGCUGAAGGUGCUGCUUUCCCAGAGAUUCGUGAAAUUGGUGGCCAAGCUAAAAAGACCCUUUUGGAUGCUGGUGUCAACAGUGAAUCCAAGGAUGAUAACAACAAUGGUGUAUUGACCGUAUCCAUGGAUGAUGCUACCAAGUUUGUGCGUGGUGAAGCUACCAAGAUCCAAGGCUUCCUCGAUUCAUUCUUCAGCCCCUACAUCACCUAUGUUGGUGCUUUGAUCUCUGAUUGGGUGCGUCAAGAGCUCUUCGUCAAGGAUACAUGGACCAAGGGUAUCUCUAUCAGCAUGACGCCUGUGCUUAUGGCAAGAGACAUUCCCAGCAUGUGUGACAAGGUGUUUGAUCACUAUUACAAGUUGUACCAAGAAAGUGGCGGCAAUGUUGAUGAUGGAUUUGAGGAACAAGAAGGCGAGGAGUUGUGCCGCAUUGAAGACUUUUCACUUGCUUAUGGUACUCGUUUGCUAUUGAAUCACACCAAGCUCAAGCUUCAUCGUGGUCAGCGUUAUGGUUUGUGUGGUGAGAAUGGUGCCGGCAAGUCUACUUUGAUGCGAUCCAUUCAUCAAGGCAAGGUUGAAGAGUUCCCCUCUCAAGAUGAAGUCAAGACCGCUUUUGUGGAUUAUGCUGCUCAAGGUGCCGACACCUCGUUGAAUGUUCUCGAUUACACUUGCGAAGACAAGAACCUCUCCAACUUGACUCGUGAGGAAAUCAAGGCUGGUCUUGAAUCUGUUGGCUUUGAUGAUGCCCGUUUGGAAGUCGCUGUGAGCACUUUAUCUGGUGGUUGGAAGAUGAAAUUGGAAUUGGCCCGUGCGGUGCUUUCUAAGGCCGACAUUUUGCUUUUGGACGAACCCACCAAUCACUUGGAUCAGACCAAUGUCAAGUGGCUUGAAGAUUAUCUUGUCAGCCAAACCAAUGUCACGUGUUUGAUUGUAUCCCACGACCCUGGUUUCUUGGAUGCUGUGUGUACCCACAUUUUGCACUAUGACAGAAAAAAGUUGCGCCUAUACCCAGGCAAUCUCUCCAAGUUUGUCGAGAAGUAUCCACCAGCUGCCAAUUAUUAUACCCUCGACUCGUCUUCAGUCAGCUUCUCUUUCCCCAAGCCCACCAUGUUGCAAGGCGUACGCAGCAACACCAAAGCCAUUCUCAAGGCCACCGAUUGUACCUACCAAUAUCCUAGCCGAUCUACUCCUUCGUUGUACAACGCUACCAUCUCACUUUCGUUGUCCUCCCGUGUCUCAGUCAUUGGUCCCAAUGGUGCUGGUAAAUCCACCCUUAUCAAGCUUUUGACUGGUGAAGCUAUUCCUCAAACGGGUGUUGUAUGGCGCCAUCCUGCUUUGCGUAUUGGUUACGUUGCUCAGCACGCAUUCCACCAUCUUGAACAGCAUUUGGAAAGCACUCCUAUGGAAUAUUUGAGAUGGCGUUAUGAGACUGGUGAAGAUAAGGAAGUAUCCAUGAAGGAAACUCGCCAAUGGACCGAGGAUGAGGCCAAGCAAAUGGAAAAGCAUAUCGAAGUGGAUGGACAAAAACGCCAAAUUGAGUGCUUGCUUGGUCGUGCCAAGUUGAAGAAGACCUUCCAAUACGAGAUCAAGUGGCGUGGUAUGCGACACAAGUUCAACACAUGGAUGGGUCGUGAAAAGUUGCUUGAGCUUGGUUUCCAAAAGCUUGUUCAGGAAUUCGAUGACAAGGAAGCAUCCCGUGAAGGUCUUUUGUACCGUGAUUUGACAGUCGAUGCCAUCCGUCAACACUUUAAGGAUAUUGGCUUGGAUCCUGAGAUUGCACAAUACAGCAAGAUUGGUCAGCUUAGUGGUGGUCAAAAGGUCAAGGUUGUCAUUGCUGCUGCUAUGUGGAACAACUCACACAUGUUGGUGCUUGACGAACCUACCAACUUUUUGGAUCGUGAUGCUCUUGGUGGUUUGGCAAAGGCUAUCCAGUCUUGGGAAGGUGCCGUUGUCAUGAUUUCUCACUCGGAAGAAUUUACAUCAGCCUUGUGCCCUGAAACAUGGCGUGUUGAAGGUGGCCACGUGACCAAGGAUGGCAAAUCCGCUGUGGAAGAUGAAGCCCAAGUGGAUGAUGAGAAGGUCAUUGCCAAGAUCAGCAAGAAGAAAAAGAAGACUAGAAAAGAAAUCAAGGAUCAAGAUGCUCGUCGUCGUGCUCGUAAACUCAAAUGGCUCAUUGAAGGUGGUGAACGUGAACCCGACACCGACAGCGACUAG
Molecule: messenger RNA, 3132 nt
Organism: Lichtheimia ornata
Lineage: Eukaryota; Fungi; Mucoromycota; Mucoromycetes; Mucorales; Lichtheimiaceae
Exons: 3
Coding region: 1-3132 (1043 amino acids)
Molecular function (GO): ATP binding; ATP hydrolysis activity
Source: RefSeq, a predicted model, not a curated record